Pygocentrus nattereri (red-bellied piranha) is the source of this 757-nucleotide messenger RNA. It is a transcript of the gene rps5, whose product is annotated as ribosomal protein S5. Gene Ontology annotation, biological process: translation; ribosomal small subunit assembly. The transcript is spliced from 6 exons. Gene Ontology annotation, cellular component: ribosome; cytosolic small ribosomal subunit. Lineage: Eukaryota; Metazoa; Chordata; Actinopteri; Characiformes; Serrasalmidae. Bases 19 to 705 code for a protein of 228 amino acids. Gene Ontology annotation, molecular function: mRNA binding; structural constituent of ribosome; rRNA binding. The record is from RefSeq and is a predicted model, not a curated record.
ACAAAGGGCGAAGCAGACAUGCGCGGUGCGCGCCAAGCGGAGGCCCUUUCCUGUCUGAGCGAGGCGAGCAGAGACACCGUGGAGACAAGUAGAAUGACAGAGUGGGAGACCGCGCCAGCUGUGGCUGAGACCCCCGAGAUCAAGCUGUUCGGGAAGUGGAGCACGGAUGAUGUUCAGAUCAAUGACAUCUCCCUCCAGGACUACAUUGCUGUGAAGGAGAAGUACGCCAAGUACCUCCCCCACUCCGGAGGGCGCUAUGCUGCCAAGCGCUUCCGUAAAGCUCAGUGCCCCAUCGUGGAGCGCUUGACCAACUCCAUGAUGAUGCAUGGACGCAACAAUGGCAAAAAGCUGAUGACCGUGCGCAUCGUGAAGCAUGCUUUCGAAAUCAUCCACCUGCUGACCGGCGAGAACCCUCUGCAGGUUCUGGUGAACGCCAUCAUCAACAGCGGCCCCCGUGAAGACUCUACCCGUAUCGGCCGUGCUGGUACAGUCAGGAGACAGGCUGUGGACGUGUCUCCUCUCCGCCGGGUCAACCAGGCUAUCUGGCUGCUGUGCACAGGAGCGAGAGAGGCCGCUUUCAGGAACAUUAAAACCAUCGCUGAGUGUUUGGCUGAUGAGCUCAUCAACGCUGCCAAGGGUUCGUCAAACUCCUACGCCAUCAAGAAGAAGGACGAGCUGGAGAGAGUGGCCAAGUCCAACCGUUAAAAUGCCUGUUGGUUUCUAUGAAAAGAAGAAAUAAAUUUGAAGAAAUUUCAAA